Molecule: messenger RNA, 873 nt
Organism: Cladocopium goreaui
Lineage: Eukaryota; Dinophyceae; Suessiales; Symbiodiniaceae
Source: the annotation of a GenBank genome assembly
AGGUGUGAUCACCUGGUCAAAUCGGUAUUGAAGGUAUUGUUUUAAUAUCAGCUCAGACAAACAAAUACUUGACAGUGCCAGGAUUUCUGCAUAUGUUAUAACCACAUUGACAAUUUUGGCGGGCUGUGUGGUUCGCAACUCUUGUGAUUGCUUUCACGAUGGCUGUUUGGAUGUCUUACCUGCAAAUAGAUUAAGAAAUCCUUGAUCCUUUCUGAACGUUUUCCACGGCAAAUUUUGGCAGUGCAACAGUUUAAACUUUGCCUUGCACAGAUGCCUCUUGGGACCAAGGAAAUAUGGAACAUGCUGCCAAGUUUCUGCAACAAACUCAGACCUGGUCAGUACAAAGCGCGAAAAAGGUCCUGGAGGUUCGACGUCGCUUCCCGCGCUGCUCGGUGCCGGUGGCCCUGGAGGUCCUGCGACGCAACGACGAGGAUCCGCACGCCGCCUGCGAGAUGCUCGAGGAGUUCCGGCAGCGCAUCCGGCGCAGCGUCAGCGCCGAGUGGGAUCACUUCCUGCACCAGGGAGAGGAAGUUUUCGUGGCUGAAAGCGCGCUGGACACCUGCGACUGGGAUCCGCGCCGGGCCUUUCUCUUCGCGCGGGAUUUGGCGAUCGCGGUGAAGAAAACCAGACACCUGGCAAGCCAGGCAGUAUCUCAUCCGAGCUUCUCAAAUCAACGCUUCCCCAUUGAUGCUGUGGUUGCUGCGCUUACUGUAGCGAAGUUGCAGCCGAAAGUGGCCCUGGCAGUGCUCUUUGGGGAGCCACCCAACUGGCCUGCGCCAGCUGCGGGAUAUGCUGCUCCUGAAGCGGAAGAAGACUCUACGUGCUGCAUAGUUUAAAAGGGCUGGACUAUGUGGUGGGCAUGGGGUCUGAAAU